AAUAUGAGGGAAAUCGUCCACAUCCAGGUCGGCCAAUGCGGGAACCAAAUUGGAGCUAAGUUCUGGGAGGUGAUAUCUGACGAACACGGCAUUGACCCUACUGGCGCAUACCAAGGAGAUUCCGAUUUGCAACUAGAGCGCAUUAACGUAUACUACAAUGAAGCUUCCGGGUGCAAGUACGUCCCACGAGCUAUUCUCGUUGAUUUAGAACCUGGUACUAUGGACUCUGUACGUUCAGGACCGUUUGGGCAAAUCUUUCGCCCAGACAACUUUGUGUUUGGCCAAUCUGGAGCUGGAAAUAAUUGGGCUAAGGGCCAUUACACUGAAGGCGCUGAGCUGGUAGAUUCAGUUCUCGAUGUAGUUCGGAAGGAAGCAGAAGGCUGCGAUUGUUUACAAGGAUUCCAACUAACGCAUUCCCUUGGAGGCGGAACAGGGUCAGGAAUGGGUACUUUACUCAUAUCAAAAAUCAGAGAAGAAUAUCCUGACAGAAUUAUGAACACGUUUUCUGUCGUGCCAAGUCCUAAAGUCUCCGAUACAGUUGUAGAACCAUACAACGCAACCUUAUCAGUACAUCAAUUGGUAGAAAACACAGAUGAAACCUAUUGCAUUGACAAUGAAGCGCUGUACGAUAUUUGCUUCAGAACAUUAAAGUUGACAACUCCAACUUAUGGUGAUUUGAACCAUUUGGUAUCGGCAACCAUGUCUGGGGUCACAACUUGUCUACGGUUUCCUGGUCAGUUGAAUGCGGAUUUGCGGAAGCUUGCUGUUAAUAUGGUGCCAUUUCCAAGGCUGCAUUUCUUCAUGCCAGGGUUUGCUCCACUAACAUCUAGGGGAAGUCAGCAAUAUCGAGCGUUGUCUGUACCCGAAUUGACUCAACAGAUGUUUGACGCGAAAAAUAUGAUGGCUGCUUGUGAUCCACGUCAUGGGCGAUAUCUUACUGUUGCUGCAGUCUUCCGUGGGCGCAUGUCUAUGAAAGAAGUCGAUGAACAGAUGCUAAAUAUCCAAAACAAGAAUAGUAGUUACUUCGUGGAAUGGAUCCCGAAUAACGUCAAGACAGCUGUCUGUGACAUUCCGCCGCGUGGCUUGAAAAUGUCUGCAACCUUUAUAGGGAAUACGACAGCUAUUCAGGAGUUGUUUAAAAGGAUAUCUGAGCAGUUUACGGCCAUGUUCAGACGAAAAGCGUUUCUGCAUUGGUACACCGGUGAGGGUAUGGACGAGAUGGAAUUUACUGAAGCAGAAAGUAACAUGAAUGACCUGGUCUCCGAGUACCAGCAGUACCAGGAUGCCACAGCUGAUGAUGAAGGGGAAUUCGACGAGGAAGUUGAAGAGUAAUGUUUGUUUGUCCGGUGUUUAUUGUUUUACAUGUGUUUGUGCUGUUUAGUGUAGGCGUGUUUCGAAAAGUUUUAAAUAAAAAUACUCAUACGUUU
This is a messenger RNA of Pararge aegeria (speckled wood butterfly), 1427 nucleotides long. RefSeq names its product tubulin beta chain. NCBI's taxonomy places the organism in Eukaryota, Metazoa, Arthropoda, Insecta, Lepidoptera, Nymphalidae. Gene Ontology annotation, molecular function: structural constituent of cytoskeleton; GTPase activity; GTP binding. Gene Ontology annotation, cellular component: cytoplasm; microtubule. The transcript has 2 exons. The record is from RefSeq and is a predicted model, not a curated record. Gene Ontology annotation, biological process: microtubule cytoskeleton organization; mitotic cell cycle. The coding region runs from base 4 to 1332 and encodes 442 amino acids.